Tigriopus californicus is the source of this 1612-nucleotide messenger RNA. RefSeq lists its product as uncharacterized. The record is from RefSeq and is a predicted model, not a curated record. Gene Ontology annotation, molecular function: zinc ion binding; mRNA binding. Gene Ontology annotation, biological process: negative regulation of translation; oogenesis. Bases 314 to 865 code for a protein of 183 amino acids. Lineage: Eukaryota; Metazoa; Arthropoda; Copepoda; Harpacticoida; Harpacticidae. Gene Ontology annotation, cellular component: perinuclear region of cytoplasm. The transcript has 5 exons.
AACACAUCUCUCAGUCUCAAGUUAUGGUCUCAAUUUGAAUCUUAACUUAAAAAAAGAACAAUUUGGCAUAUAAUCAGAACAGUGGAUCCUCCAAAUGUCUGACAGAGGAUACCGAUAAUGCUCAUUUUUCCUUCAUGCGUUUCAAAUUGCAAAACUCCCUGAUUGGUCAAUGAAGCUUGCGAAGUUUUAGAAGCUCAACCCCCUGAAAUGCAAGUGGACGCCUUCGCUCAGUAUCCUAAAAAUUGGCAGCAGAAAAACGGAAUUGGAAUUUUUGUAUCAGUUCAUUGCGAGAUAUCCGAGUGUGCCAACGACCAUGGGAAGUGACAAUGAAGCGUUUGUCUUGGGGUUGGAUCUCCAAACUCCCACGGGUCCAUCGCGUUACCUUCAGCUUAUCUCUAAGAAGGCCAAAGCUCUGGAAAAUAAAUCGACUCGGCGAUUGGGGAGACAGAAACAGACAGGGUGUAAUUUCUGCAAGAACAAUGGGGAACCAACCAAAGUCUACCAAAGCCACGUUCUGAAGGACUCGAAUGAGAAGGUGAUCUGCCCAGUUUUGUAUGCCUACACUUGUCCGAUAUGUAAUGCGACUGGAGAAGAUAGUCACACGGUCUCACAUUGUCCCAAUCAUCCCGAACGAAUGGAGCACCAACGCUGGUUGAACGAACAAUGGCAACAAUUGAUGAAUCCCGUGCAUCAGUCUAACAUGUUCGAGAAAUCUUUGGACGAACCUGAAUUGUUGGAUGAGCUUAAGCCUCUGGGGGCAUAUAUCACUAACAAGAAUGUAUUCACCAAUAAUAUUUUAGGGAUCCUGUUAACCAAAAUUGAGAUAGAAGAAGUGGCUUCCAAGAGUGCCAUCAUCCUUUUGUAGAUUAAAUGGCCCGUCCCAAUUCUCCAAAAAGCAUUUGAACGCCAGACAAGAAAAAAAAUGUGUAUGGCCACAGAAGUUGAAACCAUCAAGGGUACUUCGGUAACUACUACAUGGGUAUGAUUGGGAAUCAAUUUGUCUUUGUUUUAUUUAAUUGUAUUUUUUCCUGGCUUAUCAUGAGAUGAGACGGUCAAUUAAUGUAAGAGCUAGACAGUUUGACUGGCAAGUUUUGAGCGCAUUUAAAUAUCACGUAGAGGGAAAGGGAGGAGACGUGGUGUAGUGGUUAGACUAGUGUCAUAGCAUGUGAGAGGUCCCCGGUUCAAUUCCCUUCCCGAAUUUUCACAAGGAAACUUUUAGACUCUAACCACGCCCACAGACGGGGAAUUAAUCUGAUCCGGCCUAUGACAAUGCCGAUUGGAAAUAAAUUGGACGAUGUCAUGGCUAGCUUUGCUGGCCGGGCGAGGUUUACCCCUCCGACCCUAGCACCCCAAAUACAAAUGCAAAAAAAUAUAUGAUUUAAGAGCGGUGUUAAUAUGUCUUUGGGUCCAAUAUUUUCAUGUCACAUUAUUCCAUUCUAAUUUGGCAUUUCAAAUGUAAGUCUUUUUGUGUUUAUGCAAGCUUUCAAAACUCGUCUUUUGAUCAUAAUGGAUGACCCUUUCGACAUUAAACAGGUUUGAAUUUGAACUCUCGAUAUCGCCUUUGCCAAAUUGGUUCUGAAACUUGAGAGAAUAAAUGUUAACUGAAAUUAGA